CACCACUACCCCCAGUGCAGCAAUUACGGCGCUAAUUAGGGCACUUUGAUCAUCGCAAGCAAUGGCCACACUGGGGAGGGACGCUACCAAGCAAUUAGGGGUAAGGGGCUGGGACUUUGGGGGCCUCUUCCAGGGGUAGGGUGGCCAAGACCCUCAGGCAGCCCCCACCCUUCUCCCUCCGGGAGUGUCUGCCCCCAGCACAGCCAGAAGCGCCUUGGAGAGCAGAGGCAGAUGGGAACCCCCCCAUCCAAACCCUAGAGACUGGGCUGGCCCCUGCCCACCAGUACCCCUCUGCCUGGCCCCCAGCCCAACCGUCAGCGCUUCAGGCCCGUCCAGGCCCCUUUGAUGGGGCCGCAGAGACAAGGGCUCCUUUGACAGAAGGGGGGCCUCAGAGCUGGGACGAUGGUACUUCAAAGGUGAGGGUGGAGCCCAAUAUUCUGUUCCUCCCCCAAGACUGACCCCCCUCCCGGGUACCCCAGCCUGUCCUCUAUAUAGCGCCCCAAGCCCCAUUCCCCUGUGGGAUCCCAGGAGUUAAGGGCCAGGUGAGGGACCCACUCAGGGAAACGGGUAAUUCCGAUGUAAGAGAAUAGAGGCAGAUGAUUUGAGGGACAAGAAGACAGUGCCCAGGGGGAGUAAGGCAGCGGGAGGCACACGCCCAACGACACACUCCUGGAGGCUGGGCCCCGGGGGAGAAAGAGGACGGGGCCUCCGGCUCCUGGUCGCCAUGCUGCUGGCCGUGCUGCUGGCCCUGAUGCUGCCCCUCCCAGACUGGUCUGCCCACGGGCACCCGCAGUACACGCGCCUGCCCCCCAGCACCCUGAGAGCUCUGUCAGCCCAGGGGACGAAAGCGUUACAGGCUGCCCAGAGGAGCGCUCAGUGGAUGGUAAAUCGAGUGGCGUUGGAGAUUCAGCACAAACUGAAAGAGUGCCGAGGCUGCGCCGACCACACGCCCCCAUGCCCUGCAGGACCUGGGCGUCCCAAGCCUCAAGCCCCCCUCCAGGAUCCACCUGAGCCAGAUUCCACUUUUCUGGGGCCGUGUGGUGAGAGACGCCCCGACACAGUCAACGUGACGCGGGCCCAUGGCCGCAUCGUGGGGGGCAGCCCCGCACCGCUGGGCGCCUGGCCCUGGCUGGUGAGGCUGCAACUCGGCGGGCAGCCUUUGUGUGGCGGCGUCCUGGUGGCAGCGUCCUGGGUUCUCACCGCGGCGCACUGCUUCGCAGGCGCCCAGAACGAGCUUCUGUGGACGGUGACACUGGCCGAGGGGCCCCAGGGGAAGCAAGCAGAGGAGGUGCCAGUAAACCGCAUCUUGCCCCAUCCCAAAUUUGACCCCCGAACCUUCCACAACGACCUGGCCCUGGUGCAGCUGUGGACGCCGGUGAAGCCGACAGGGGCAGCACGCCCCGUGUGUCUGCCCCAGGGGCCCCGGGAGCCCCCGGCAGGCACCGCCUGCUCCAUCGCGGGCUGGGGGGCCCUCUUCGAAGACGGGCCUGAGGCUGAGGCCGUGAGGGAGGCCCGCGUGCCCCUGCUCAGCACCGACACCUGCAGAAGGGCCCUGGGCCCUGGGCUGCGCCCCAGCAGUAUGCUCUGUGCCGGCUACCUAGCUGGGGGCAUCGACUCAUGCCAGGGUGACUCUGGAGGCCCCCUGACCUGCUCUGAGCCGGGCCCCCGCCCCAGGGAGGUCCUGUACGGAGUCACCUCCUGGGGGGACGGAUGCGGGGAACCAGGGAAGCCCGGGGUCUACACCCGUGUGGCCGUGUUCAAGGACUGGCUCCAGGAGCAGAUGAGCGCGGCCCCCUCCAGCCGCGAGCCCAGCUGCAGGGAGCUUCUGGCCUGGGACCCGCCGGAGGAGCUGCUGGCCGAUGCCACCCUGCCCUGUGCCUUCUACGUCCGCCUGUGCCCGAGGCCCAUGGGACCCUGUGAGCGCUUGGCGCACCAGCAGUGCCAGCAGCGCCGGCGGCGAUGCCAGCUGCGCUCUCUGGCUCACACCCUGCUGGGCCUGCUGCGGGGCGCCCAGGAGCUGCUCGGCCCGAGUCCUGGGAUGCGACGCCUGGCCCCGGCCCUGGCUCGCCCCGCUGCGUCGCUCCGGGAGCCUCCCAGACACCCCGCCCGCGAGCAGGGUCUACACGCAGGCUGCCCUGGGCUGAAACCCCUGCAACAGAAGUUGGCCACCCUUCAGGGCACCCAUGCCUGGAUCCUGCAAGUCCCCUCGGAACGCCUGGCCGUGGAUUUUCAGGAGGUCCUGGCAGAGCUGGGCUCCAAGACGCUGACCGGGCUCUUCCGAGCCUGGGUGCGGGCAUGUCUGGGGGGCCGACGUGUGGUCUUCGGUGGCCUGGUGGGCCUGGAGCCCGCCACGCUGUCCCGCAGCCUCCCCCAGUUGCUGGUGCAGGCCCUGCAGGCCUUCCGCUCUGCUGCCCUGGGCGAGGCAGAGACUAAGGGACCCCAGAUGGGUGCAAGGCAGAGCCAGGAGCUGAGAAGGAAAGGGCACCAUCCACUCAGCCCUCAGCUUCCCCCUGCCAGGCAGCCAUAGG
Molecule: messenger RNA, 2528 nt
Organism: Manis pentadactyla (Chinese pangolin)
Lineage: Eukaryota; Metazoa; Chordata; Mammalia; Pholidota; Manidae
Gene: PRSS56
Product: serine protease 56
Exons: 12
Coding region: 725-2527 (600 amino acids)
Biological process (GO): proteolysis
Molecular function (GO): serine-type endopeptidase activity
Source: RefSeq, a predicted model, not a curated record